ACCUUUCCAACGUGGGACUGCCGCGCGACGCGACGUCAAGUAAGAGUAAACGGUCAACACCACAUCCGGUUACCGUCUUAACAAUAAAAGUAUAACUGGUAAAUAUUGCUGGCAAGAUUCACAACAGAGCCGAAAGACGUGGCGCUAAUCUGCAUAUUUAUAUAAUAAAAUCGGUCAUGUUAGCAUGAUUAAGAUUUUUGUUUCCACAAUACGGGUUUUAGUUUGCAUUCAAACUUUAUUUUGGGAGGUCAGCGUUUGUGCAUCCGGCAAAUAUGGCUAGCUUGUUAAGUGGGGGCUGCUGUUUUCUGUUGAACGUGACGAGAUUCCAGCACAAACCCGAGAUUACCGCCGCUGGUGGGAUGUCUGACUGAAACACCGGAAAACCGACUCUAGGGAAAGACCACUGACACUUGUAAUUGUUUUUAUUAUAAAUACCGGGUCUUGAGUAGCUAAGGGUGAAGUUUGAGCUAACGUUAGCUUCACGGUAACGGUUUAACGGUCCGUCAAACAUGUCGGAGGAGGUGAGUCUGUACGACCUGCUGAACCUAUCCAUCGGGACCCCCCAGAAGUCCUCCGUGAACUUCGGCGCCCUCCACUCGCUGCUCGCUGCCAUGCUGAAACAGCUGAAUCUCCGGGAGGUGAAGACCCGGUGGAGGGACUCCUCUCCGGGUUAUUGGAGCCCUGAUCUCACGGCGGCAGAGCAGGAGGUUCAGGUGGAGGUUCAGCCGGACACUGACUUCCAGAAUCGGGCAGCCACUCCCUCAUGCCCGGGCCCGGUCCCCGACCAGCUGAACCUCCUUUCCCGCAUCCAGACAUGUGAGGACGGCCUCUCUAAGUCGACGAGGCUGAUCCUGGACCUGAACGAGCAGAACGAGCGUCUGAAGGAGCAGAUGGAGGAGCUCCGGCAGCAACACGAGAUGGUCGGUGACGCUUUGGGGACGGCCGCUCGGGUAGAGAGCUGCUGCCACCGUGUGGACGCUCUGGAGGACACUGUGAAGUCUCUGAGGGACGCAGUUCUGCCCGGCGACAGAGAGGGCGAGACAGAAAAAUUCCAGAAGGAGCCUGGAGAUUCAGGGAUCGAUAAUCAGCUCGUGGCAGCCAAACAAACCUCCUCGCCUUCCGGCAGUGACCUCACCGAACCUCCUCAAAGCAGCACACCUCCCUCCUCCCACCCCGACAAGGUCACCGUUGGACCAGCAGCUCCAAGUUCUCCAAAUAAAUCCGAGUGCUCUUCGGUCCAGUCAGGGCCGCCUCCACAGGCUGGUGUUAAAGCAGACUCUGCUAGUAAACCUCCAGCUUCAGAUUCCAACAGCUCCACACCAUCCACAGAGGCAGUGGAGGCCCUGAGGAGUGUGAGCCAGCUGCAGGAGAGGCUCGUCCAGGUGGAAGCUCACGUAGCGGUGUUAGAGAAAGGAAAGGCAGACCAGAGUCAGCUGGCUCAGCUCAGAGAGCUCAUCGCCACCAAAGGUUCCCAUGGAGACGCGUUCAGUAACCUGAUGGAUCAGCUAAAUGAGCAGAGAGGUUUGCUAGACCACCUGAUGAGCGACCGAGGAAAGCUGGACGCCUUGGAGGACAUGCUCAUGAGCCUGAUGAGCCCACACAAAGAAAGCGCCUCCGAGGUAUCUAUAGAGAGGGCGGAGUUACAAGUGUCAGAGUGGGCGGAGUCAGAAGCUUCAGAGAGGGCGGAGUCAGAAGCUUCAGAGAGGGCGGAGCCAGAAGUGUCAGAGAGGCUGGAGCAAAAGGAAGCUUCGGAGAGGGCGGAGUCAGAGGUUUGCAGAAGAGUGGGUUCAGACAGCGAAGGUUACCGAGAGCUCAGAGAGCAAAUAUCCUACCUCAGGAAGCGUGUGCAGUGGCUGGAGGAGGACGUGAAGCAGACUCAGUGUGAGGAGAAAGCGGCAGACCAACAGCUACAACGUCAGCUGGACGACCUGCGGGGAACGCUGGAGGACACAAUCUUGUCCUUCACAUCUCAGCUGUCCACGAGUCUAUGCGAUGAGGCCGUGCAGGUGGAGAGUGGUGGUCCGAGCGUCCGUCAGAGCGAAGAGUGGUCAGCUCUGAAUGCCAGAACAACAAACAUUGGAGAGAAGCUCAGCUUUCUGUUCGAGCACUACCAGCAGCUGCAGGACGCGGUGAACAGACUGAUCCAGCAGCAGGGCGGAGCCAGAGAAGGGCCGCCGCAGGACCGAGAGGCAAGCCAGAGCAGGAACAUGGAGCUGGUGAACGGCGUGCAGCAGGCGAUGCUGCAGCUUCAGGCCGACUGUAAGAAGCUAAACGAGACGAUGAGUUCGCUGCACGAAGACAGCAAACGCAAGCAGAGACACAUCGAGGAGCUCUACAAGACGACGGAGGAGCUGGAGGUGAACAAGGCCGACAAGCAGAUGGUCGAGAGUGAAAUCAGAGCAGACAAAUCGGCCCUGGAGGGGAAAGUGAGCCGGCUGCAGCUCGACUCGGUGACGGAGCAGCUGAGCGGGAUGUUCCACGAGCUGCUGAACAAGGUGACGAGUCAGGAGCAGGACUGGCACAAACUCAUGGGCAAGCUCUCCACCGAGAUGGAGUGUAAGCUGAACCGGAUCGAGCUGGACUCUGUGAAGAAGCAGCUGGAGGAUCGCUGGAGGAGCAUCCACGAGAAGCUGCAGGCUCAGGCGGCGCCGGAGUACGAGGACGCCGCCGGGAUCAGGAAACAGCUCGUGGAGAGAUUCCACUGCCUCUCCUGCGACCGGCCCAUCGUGAAGCACACGCCCGGACCGCAUCUGGUGACGCUGCCCUCGUUUCCUGCAUUCCCCUCGCACAAGUCCAUCCGGCCGUUCACCGUUUACACCAUGGAGCAGUUACGCCAGCACUACCGGAGCCAGCAGCCAGGCACCAACCGCUGCAGGUACGAGGCAGCUGAGGCGUGCAGGAGCAGGGAGCGGCUUCAGCGGAGCCGCGUCACCGCGUGCAGGCAGAUAGAGAGCGUAGAGAUGCAGGGACGGCCGCAGCACAGCGAUGGCACGAACACAGCGCAAGGCCAGCACGAGCGCAUAUCUGAGCUGACGGAUUACGGUCACCUGGCUGCGGCGCGGAGCUGCGGCGGGAGUCACCACACCAACGCUGCAGGCAGCCAGCGCCGUGGCGGCCCGCAGUACACAAAACUCCACGGUGAGGUGGACGGUGCGAUUCAGUCGGAGGAGGUGGAUAUCGUUGGACUGGACGGGCGCAUUUACAAAGGGCGCCUGAACGUCCCGGCCUGCAGGAACUCCGAAACUAAACUGCCAACGAUCCCCACCAGAGACGGCGUGUAUAAGAGUAAGGACAAAGCCAAGCCUGCUGCCUCUCCGGAGGUGGGACCCAGCACUCCUCUUCAUCCGCCCUGCAGUCCCAGGAGCGCAGCGUGCAGCCGCUCGGCAUCCAGCUGCUCCGGUCGUGAUUGGCCCGUCUCGGCUCUGGGCUGUGCGUCUCAGAGCUCCAUCGCUCAGGGUUCAGCUGCAGCUGACAGCACCGCAGAGCCUCCAAGCAACGAGCCCCCCAACCUGUAGGGGGCAGCGUCUGCCUCCAUGUUGUGUUGAGUUUGCGAGUGCAGACAGAGGUUCGGGCAACCUCCUCCUGCUUAUCGUCCAGACUACACAUCCCAGAAACCCCCUGUGAUGUGGCUCUGUACUUAUUUUUUUCACUCUGAAUAUUGUUGUUAACAGAUAAUAAACUUUAGUGUGAAUUUAAUCACUUUUUAGAACAUCAGAUAUUAAACAUCAAACAGAUGUUAUUUAUCAUAAGUGAGCCACGUUUAACGUUUUAUCUUAAAGGAUCCUUUUGAUGUAAUUCACAGUAAAACGUCACCGAGUCUGUCUGAA
Molecule: messenger RNA, 3827 nt
Organism: Haplochromis burtoni (Burton's mouthbrooder)
Lineage: Eukaryota; Metazoa; Chordata; Actinopteri; Cichliformes; Cichlidae
Product: glutamine-rich protein 2
Exons: 20
Coding region: 510-3515 (1001 amino acids)
Source: RefSeq, a predicted model, not a curated record